AUAGUUAAGGCACCAGCCACUCCACGAAGGACAUACCAGCUCCCUGUUGCCUGAAGAUGUUCCACCAAAUUUGGGCAGCGCUGCUCUACCUCUAUGGCAUUCUCCUUCAUUCCAUCUCCCAGUGCCCCGAGCCCAGUCAACUGACCACUCAGGACGUGGAUGGGAAAGAGUUCCCAGAGCCCCACCUGGGCCAGUGGCAUUUUAUUGCAGGGGCGGCUCCCACCGAGGAGGAGUUGGCCACGUUUGACCCUGUGGACAACAUCGUCUUCAACAUGGCUGCGGGCUCUGCCCCCACGCAGCUCCAGCUUCGCGCCGCCAUUCGCACGAAAAGUGGGUCCUGUGUGCCCCGGGAAUGGAUCUACCACCUGACUGAAGGGGGCACAGAGCUCAGAACUGAAGGCCGCCCCGACAUGAAGACCCAGCUCUUUUCCAGCUCAUGCCCAGGUGGCAUCCUGCUGAAGGAGACGGGCCAGGGCUACCGGCGCUUCCUGCUCUACAAUCGCUCACCAUUCCCUCCUGAGAAGUGUGUGGAGGAAUUCCGGUCCCUGGCCUCCUGCCUGGACUCCAAGGCCUUCUUACUGACUCCCAGGAAACAAGAGGCCUGCACGCAGUCCAGUAAGUGACCUGUGGUUCAUCUGUGCCCUCAGAUGGAUGUGGUGGGACUAAGACUGUGGUGGAGAGAGGAGAAGCCGGAGAUGCCCUUCCAAGAGUAAUAAAGACGAUUUUCAAUCCUCAUCACAUGUUGG
This is a messenger RNA of Eptesicus fuscus (big brown bat), 746 nucleotides long. RefSeq names its product apolipoprotein M (gene APOM). Gene Ontology annotation, cellular component: high-density lipoprotein particle; very-low-density lipoprotein particle; low-density lipoprotein particle. The transcript has 6 exons. NCBI's taxonomy places the organism in Eukaryota, Metazoa, Chordata, Mammalia, Chiroptera, Vespertilionidae. The record is from RefSeq and is a predicted model, not a curated record. Gene Ontology annotation, molecular function: lipid carrier activity; phospholipid binding. Bases 57 to 623 code for a protein of 188 amino acids. Gene Ontology annotation, biological process: cholesterol efflux; high-density lipoprotein particle remodeling; high-density lipoprotein particle clearance.